ACAGCAUUCCAACCCGAGCAGCAGGAGAGUGGCAGGCGAAAAAGCCAACCGUCAGCCCCAGCCCAAAUCCGGCUACCAAUCCCCACGUAAGACAGGAGGAGAGGAGGCCGGCCCAGGUCUGCAAGCAGGGGAGGCGGGACCAGGUACUUCAGGCAUUUCCGAAAAUACAAUGCAAACAAACGGGCUGACAGCUGCGCCUGCUCCCCGGGCCUCGCUGGAGCCUGCUCAGGCCCUGGCAUCGGCGUUGCCAAACCCAUCAGGCCAGGGCAUGGUGCCAGGUUGCCCUCUGCAGAGCCAGAGCCUCUGGGACUGCUGAGGUCACUCGCCUUGUCGAUGCCUGCUGGGAGGAAGGUAGCAGCCCUCCCCCUCUCCUAACCUGCUGCCCCCUCACUGCCCCGAGCCCUAAGGGACCCCCAGAGGCAGCCAGGACUACUCUGCACCUGGCGCUGCAGCUAGGGCAGCUCGGCAGGCAGGUGAGCAGACAGGUAGACAGAUUGCCAGUGAGGGGGGCGGGGUGCUAGAGGCUCUCACAUCCACCGGCUUCUAGACCAGCCCCACAGCCCCCGUCCACCAAAGCUAAUAGCUGGAAACCCGCAAGAGUGACUUUAACGGAAAGCAACAUUUUUGGACAUUUGGCAUCCCUGGGCUCAGAAGCCAAAGUUCCUUCUUCAUUGGGAGACACUGUGGCAGCCCAUGCAUAUGAUGCUAGAGGUAGACCCUCCUAGGAAAGCCCUGGGUUAACUCCAAUCUGCUUAAAACUUUUGAAAGACUGUCCUGCUUGGGACAGUUGUUGGAGGACUGGACCUGAUCUGGCUGUAGCCUUGGGAUGAGUUACAGCCCAGCUUCCCCUCGUGACUUGUACCGAAGCAGCCCCCCUACCCAGGAGCCUGAUCUGGCAACCACCACAGAGGGGGCUGCUUCCGAGAGUACCACCCUCAGUCCCGAAACGACCAGCUUUAAUGGCACCAAAAUUCCAGAUGUGGCCAGCAGUGGGGCCAACAUGGGGACAAUGCUUCUAUCCUUUGGAAUCAUCACUGUGAUUGGCUUGGCUAUGGCGAUGGUUCUGUACAUCAGGAAAAGGAAGAGGUUGGAGAAACUUCGUCACCAGCUUAUGCCCAUGUACAACUUUGACCCUACUGAGGAGCAAGAUGAAUUGGAGCAGGAGUUGCUAGAGCAUGGACGAGAUGCAGCCUCUGCUCAGGCUUCUCAAAACAAGAUCCUGCUGACAAACCAGGGCCCAAUGCAGAGACCCAGCCGACUGGUUUUCACUGAUGUGGCCAACGCCAUCAACGCUUGACUGAUCGGUCCCAGACUUGGGAUGCACAAGGAGGUCAAUGGCCCUCACUGGCCAGCAUUAACUCUUGUCAGCUGGUGGAAGUCCAGAAUUGGCUCUGCUAGGAAUGCUCUCUAUCCAUUCUAUUCCUAGCCUACACAUCGCUGCCUGAUUUGGACAUAAAAUUGGCAUCACAACCCAGCAUGGAGAGAGAUAGUGUCCCCAUGAUAUAGGACAAAAGUGGGGCCUGAGAUGUAUGGGACCUCUCUGCUGGAGGCACCAACCAACUCUAUGAUUCACUGGUUCUCUGUACCUCCCCUUCCCUCUUUUUCUCUCCCCUUCCAACCCUUUCUCCCUAGUCUCCAAGGAAAUCACACCAGGCUAAUACUUGACUUAAACUGAUGAUCACUGGAGUUGGAAUCAAUGAGCACAACAUACUAAAACCUGGGUCAAGUUCAGUGGUCAGCUUUUGUGUGCGCAUGUGGGAGGCCGGACUGGGAGAAGCUGAAGCCAUCAUAUUUACAAAGCCUUUCUGUCUUCUUCUCUCACUUUGUCCCCAGUGUGUUCUCUGUUCAACAAAAGAUAAAGAAGGGGUGGUGGGGGCAAGGAUGGGAUAAAAAACAGGAAUGAGAAAGAAAGGAAGACCUAGGGAUAAAAAAAGAGAGAUGAAGUAAGGAAUCAUUAGGCAGGAAGAGAAACAGUGAAGGAAAGGAGGGGAGAAGAGAUAUGGGGGAAAAAAAACAAAAUGGGAGAGAAAGACUUAGAGAAAUCUAGGCAGGCUCUCAUUUUAGUCCAGACCCAUGUCUGAAAUCCAUGCAUGUUUAAUACAGCUACUUCCAUUUCUCAUGGAAAAGGUCAUUGUUGAAUGUGAGUGGGGUGGGGAGAGGGUUCUGGAGUUUGGGGAGAGGGAAACCAGUGACUGCUGGAAACAUCCUCUCUGCCCCAACUUAGACCUAUUUUCUUUUUCUUUCAAAACCCUUAUUUUCUGUCUUAGAAUCAAUACUGAGUAUUGAUUCCAAGACAGAAAAGCAAUAAAAUCCAGGCCAUUAGGAUUAAGUGACUUGCCAAGGAUUACAUAGCUAGUAAGUGUCUGAAGCCACAUUUGAACCCAGUACCUCCCCUCUCGAGGUGUGGCUCUAUCCAUUCAGCCAUCUUGUUGCCCUUUUAGUCUAAUUUUCAAUAAGGAAAUAAGGCUCCUGAGAUUGCUUAAAAGAUCUACUGUCUUCUGGAAUAUAGAGGUGUAUUUUUGGAGGGGAAAAUACUUGGGACCCUUACUUUUACCCCUGAGGAGUCAAAGAAGGGCUGAGAGAUAUAUGGAGCAAUCAAAAACGCUUAGGACCAUCCAACCACCAAGUCCUGCUGGGUUAGCCUUUGGACUAGACUCAGUUUGGAAGAAAGAGGAUUUUCACCCAGGUCUAGCCUGAUCACCCCAGCUAAUUUAGCUGCAUCAUUAAUAGAUGUCUAGUGGGUGUGCGUGUGCAUGUAUGUGUUUUUAUGUGUGUGCAUAUUAACAUGUAGAAGCUUAUAUCCCUCUGUACUUUUGUGUGUGAAUGUAUGGGUGCAAGGGCAUAUCUGUAUGUUUGCAAAGGCCAGCAGACCAGCCUCUUGUAGUUUUUUUUUUUAACUUCCAAAGUAGACAUUUAAGCCAUCUAAAAUUACCUUCCUCUAUGAUUCUGAUGGUGCUACCCAUGUAAGACAGUUUCCUGACUGACUGGAUUGGGUGGGAGUAAGUAGGUGUCACUUCCUGUUAUCCAAACAGGUCCUGAAACUGGGCUAGGAGGCAUCUAUAGGAUGUAGGGAGUACGAUGAAGAGCAGAGGCCAGCUCAGGUCUACUCUCCAAAGAUCAGUGAUGACAUUUCCUCUUCCCCUCUUCAUGGAGCAAGAAUACUUUCAAGAGGCAAACAUGGCAGCACCACAUUCUCUGCCCAGCUUUCAGUAAAUACUGCUCUACCUAUAGCUGCAGACCCUCAAAAUGAGGAACCUCACAGCUGACCAGGAUUGGGUUGGGGUGAUGCUGAUAGCUUGGAGGGAGGGGGGAAAGGGAGGUUUUUAGAAAAAGGCUCACAAGGCAUCUUGCCUGUCUGUAAGGCUGACCACAUUAUAGCCAGGCCCUGCACUAAGGGAGUGUGGGUAAGUAACUAAGUUCAACCAGUGCAAUUCAGAAAAUAUCCAUUAAACAAUUGCUGCCCUGAAGAGCUCGGUGCUAGGCCUUGAAGGAGAAGUUUAUCAAAGAGUCCCUGUCUUCCAUGGCACUAGAGUGGGGGAAAGACAAACUCUGACAACUAUAAUGGCCUUGAAGAGCUCUGAGCUAGGCCUUGGAAGUCAUACACAGUUUAUUGAAAGGUCCUUGCCCCUCUAAGAUGCUCAGGAUCUAGGAUGGGGAAAAGACAUAAAAACAGAUAAUUAUAAUGUACAAUAUUUUUGACAGGCUCAUUAGAGAGGUUCAAAGUCUUGUGAGGUCCCAGUUCACCCUUAAAGUUAAAAAAGUUUUAUUCCACAUAGUAGAUGCAUAAUAAAUGCUUGUUGAUUGAUUAUAAGUGUCUAAAAUCCUCCUACACCCAUCUAGCCUCUGCUCUUUCCCCCAGCUCCCACAACUGCACAUUUAUUCCAACUAACAGUGUGCUGGGGAAAGAGGGCGUAAAUUUUUCAGCUUUUUUCUGUAGCAAAAAUACUGUCAGGAGCCCUAGGGCCUAGGAAGGCUUUGCUAAGGAACAGUAUUUAUAAAUUCCUACUUUGAGAAACUAUAAAUAUAUUGGCCCUUCAGGAUGCUCUAAGGUCUGUGGAUAAUUUAGUAUUCCCAUUAAGGUAUAAUUUAAUGCUGAAGGUUUCCACAUGUAGGCAUUAAAGAUGCAAUUAAGAUGUUUAUAUGAACUGAAGUGAGAACCCGUUAAGCCCUGUAUGUUUGCAGGGUGGAGUACCCGCAGUGGCACACAGUGGGGAGAAUUCUAGGAUUCAGAGGCAUAGAAUCCAGGAUUAAAUGCCCGGUCUUCAACUGCUACUUGUGUGGGCUUCAAAAAAUUAUUUGUCCUCUUUGGAAUCUUUUGGGAUUAUGGAUCUUGGGCUGCCAAAGUCCUCUCAGGUGCCAUCUAAUUCAAACACUAUUUGAACCUCCCCACCAGGUGGGUGUCCAGAAGCUAUUUCAAGACCUCUAACAAUGGAGAACUCAUUGCCUUAUGAGGAAGUCUAUUUCAUUUUAGGAUAGUGCUAAGUUUUCCUAAUUGUUGAAUUGGAGUCUGCUCUGUAGCUUCUGAAACCCAUUGCUCCUUUGAUAUCCAUCAGAAAAAGUCCAAUCCCCUACUCAGGUUCCUGGGUUUUUCAGGGGGGCAGGCUGACAAAUAUUUUGAGGAAAGCUAUACUGUCCUCCCCUCUUCCUCUUCCACUUCCUAUCCCUACCACAACCAUACCUAAGUCUUCCCAGGCUAAAAAUCUUCAGUUCUUUCAACAUAUCCAAGGAUGGUUUCUAAGCCUCUCUCUGUGGCCUUUCUUCAGACAUUCUCCAUUUUAACAUCUGUCCUAAAAUUUAGCACUCAGGACUACAUUGGAAUGAACUGGUUUUGAUCUGGGCAGAGGAUAGAGUAAAGUCACAGUCUAAAAAUCCUGACUCUGUUAUUUCUUAGCAGUGAAAACUUUGACAGUUCCUAAACCUCUCUAGACCUCAACUGCCCUCUUACUGUGAAUUUGUCAUUUGCUAUUUUCACAACUAGGAGCUAAGUAAGAGAUAGAGAGAUAGAUUAAGAGCCAUGUGACCACCACUGAACAUUGGCUACUACCACUGGUGGUGCCCUAGUUGCCAGAUACAAUGCUACUGACAAUUAAUGGUGACUUGGGGAGAACAUUUUCAGACUUGUAUUGGCAUACUAGACCAAUCUGGAGGUCAGCUACAUGAAUGGUACAGCAAAAUCAGAGCCAGAGGAAGGCCAGACUUGAAGCUAUUGUGAGACUUUAGCAGUUAUGAGGUCUUUGAAAUCUUUGAUUCCUUGGGAUAUGUGCCCAGCAGUGAGAACAUCCCUAGAUCUUUUAGUCACUUUCUUGGCAUCAUUGCAAGAUUAUUGGUGGAGGCAUGAGCUGGUCUAACCAUUCUAGAAAGCAAUGCAUUUUUAAUGUUAUUGAUAAUAUAUUUUGGUUUUUUCAUUGCUUUUAUUUCUCAACACUUUCUUUCCCCCUUUCCCACCCUGAGAACUAUCUCUUCUUACAAGGGAAAAAAGGAGAGGGGGGGGGGAAGUACAUCAGUGAAUCUACCCAUCAACUUAGUUCCAUAGUUUCCUAAGUCUUCAAAGUAAGGAAAGAAAUUACAUCUUCAUAUCACCUUAUCAGGGCCAAGCUUAGUUAUCAUAAUUAUGUGGCAAUCAGUCUCAAUUUCUUUUAUUCUUUCCAUUUCCAUUUUUGUAGUCACCAUUUAUAUAGUUUUCCUGAUUCUUCUUCACUUAUCUUACUUCAUAAAAAUAAUUGCAUGACCCUGGACAAGUCACUUCACCUUUCUAUGACUCAGUUUUCUCAUCUGUAAGAUGAAGAUAACAAUAUCACAUAAGACUGUUGUGAAAAUCAAAUGACACAAAUAAAUUGCUUUGCAAAUUUUA
Molecule: messenger RNA, 5851 nt
Organism: Monodelphis domestica (gray short-tailed opossum)
Lineage: Eukaryota; Metazoa; Chordata; Mammalia; Didelphimorphia; Didelphidae
Gene: C6H3orf18
Product: chromosome 6 C3orf18 homolog
Source: RefSeq, a predicted model, not a curated record